Messenger RNA from Harmonia axyridis, 3398 nucleotides. RefSeq names its product proteoglycan 4-like. The transcript has 8 exons. The record is from RefSeq and is a predicted model, not a curated record. Bases 292 to 2931 code for a protein of 879 amino acids. NCBI's taxonomy places the organism in Eukaryota, Metazoa, Arthropoda, Insecta, Coleoptera, Coccinellidae.
GUCGAAGCCAAUAGCGAAAGUUGUCUGGCUUCUCGACUUCUUGCUGAAACUGAAAGCGACAGACAGCACACUAUUCUUUGCUUCUUUCUUCCACGGACACCGUGUCAGUUCUUUAGUUCUUGCAUGUGGUUGCAGUGUAACGUACUGUGUGUGUGAACGCUGCUUUAGAAGUGCCGAUUUAUGGACUGAAUAGUUUGCUGACUGGGAGCUCCAGGUUCGUGUCUCCCUGCCGCCGACGUCCCACCUGAUACGGCCCUGGACUCUUUGACCCUCCUGCAGGCCCUUAGAACCAUGACCGCCAUGCAUUUAUUAUUCCCACUCAUCAUUGCUGUCGCAUUGGCAGCACCAACACCUCAAGAAAACUCAGUAGAAACAUCAAAAUCCCAAUCCAACCCAGAAUAUGUCUACAUACAAUCAACUGGACCAGGUUCCAGAACGAUCUCAAGAAAGGACAAAACCGAACCUGAGAGGCCUUUUGAAACCUCCCACAAACUACCACCAAGUUUGACUUUCUUACUCAAACCCACAGAAGACGAAAACGAAGAAGAAGCAUCAAAAACUGAAGAAUCAAAGAAAAUAGUGAAGAGAGCAGCUCCAGCUCCUGCUGGUGCCAUUAGAUUAGACGUCAAAAAGCUCCUUGAAAAAUACAAGGAUGAGUUGGUUACAAGUACUACAACAACACCAAAACCAACAAGUAAAACAACACGCAGGAAGACUAGAGCUAGGACAGAUCAGAAAAAAACAGAAAACCGAAGGGUUAAGAAGAGCGCAGAAGUAACAACAGUUAGUUCAGUACUCACCACCAGCAAGAUUGAACCAAAGGCUGUAGAUGACGAUGUGCCUUUGUUAGCAAGUGGAAGUGAGAAACAAAGAUCUAGAAUUCAGAUAAAGAAAGGUCCCAAUGGACAAGAAUACGAAUACGAAUAUGUUUACUACUAUUACGAUGAAGAAGAUGAUGCCAAAGACUCCAAGGAUAAGCAGCCACUGAAAGAUGAGAUAACUAAUGCUCACGAUGGACCUGCAAGAAACGAGAUAGUAGAAAAGUCUACGCUCCCUUCACGUCGAAGGACAACAGAAGCAACUAAAACAACAGUGGCACCGGAAGUCAAUGAAGUAGUACCUUCCUCCACAAGAAGUAGGGGUAGACAUGUCGUCCAACACAGUGAAGAAGCUGUGGCAGAUGAGAGACUUCCAGCGAGUACAAGAUUUCCACCAAGGAGCAGAAAUUUGAACACCACACCUCUAGCUGAAGAGGCUAGCACGGAGAAACCUGCAAGCACGUCUAGACCUCGAAUCAGAAGGCCACAGAAAGAGAACGUGGAGUCUGAUAAUGUCACAGAUGAGACCCAGGGAUCACGUGGUCGUACUCGUGCCAACGUUAAGAGACCAUCCUUAGAACUCAUCGACAGCGACACUUUCAACACAAACUACAACGCAGCUGCUCCCCAAUCUGAUCAACAGGGUGGUCCUUCUUUCCCAACCGAUCUUCCAGCAGGUCCAGUUCGUUUUCUUGGAGUAACACCAAAUGAAAGUGUCAAUUUACCGUCUCCAUCAAAUGAAGCAAAACCUGAAGAAGUUUCAUCAUCCACACAAGAUGAAAAUCUGGUGUCUGAAAAGGUCAAGGAAUCUACAGUUACUGAGGAAACUGUUGGAGCUACAGAUCCUAUGGAUAAAGUAGCCUUGGACCUUUAUGCCAUUUCGCAAGGAAACCAAAAACUACUUGGUGAAGACUCCAAUCAAACUGACGGUGAACUUGAAAAAGAAUCAGAAGAGGAUGUCACAACAGAACAAUCAACUACCACAACCAUGCCAACUACGACAACAACGACCACAACUACUACAACCACUCCAGCACCAACAACUACCACUACAACAACUACUACCACUACUCCAGCGCCAUCUACUGAAGGAUCACUUUUUGGUAGAGGUCGCUACAGAGGUAGACCUGGCAACAAAAAAACAACCAAUCAUUCCACAACAACUGAAAGUUCGGCCUCGGAGGGUAGCAGCAAACCUAAGAAAUUCGGUGGAAACAGAUCUUCUUUCGGUGGCAGAAGAACAGGAGCAAGAACUUCCACAACUGCUUCACCAGAUGAAGAGAAGAUUUCUAAGGAAAACUCCAAACCUUUGAACAGUGGAAAACCCAAUUCCCGUGGUCGAUUCGGUUCAGGCAACAGAAGCAGGGCCCGAACUACACCAAGUCCUUCAGAAGAAAAUCCAGAGUCCAAUAGCGUCUCUCCAUCAACUAGCUUUCCAAGACCAUCCCGACCAAGACCUACCUUCAACAUUAGAGGAAGGACUAGGCCCACUCCUGCUCCAGCUGCAUCUGAAGAAACAUCACCGGGUGAAGAAAACAGUGCCACAAGUGAAGCCAGCGUUAGUACUACAGCUAAAUCUAGAAGAAUCCAACCUGGUGCUCAUUCGGCAGUUAGGCCAUUGAGACCUGGACCUAGGCUCAACUUAUCUAACAGGCGUAUAGGAAAUCAUGGACCUACUAGCACGUCGACUGAAGCAGCAGUACCAGAAGAUAACGCAACAGGAGAGGAAGAAGCACCAAAAGUAGAGGAAAAAACGGAUGAAGAAGCUGCUGAGCCUGCGCCUCCAGUAGACAACAACCCAAUCAACCGUCUGCGAAACAGAAAUAGGAUUCAAGUUGGAUCAGCUUCUAGACCUAAAGCCUCUGCAAGUUCGCCAGUUCAGGUUCGUAGAGUGAAUCCCUUAUUAGCCAGAAAGAGACCUGGUCAAAAAGUAGAACCAUCAACUGAAGCUCCUGCUGAAACUGAAGUCACCGAAGCUUCGACAGAUACUGAAGAAGAACCUGCAGAGACAGUAGCAGUAUCUUCAACUACAGAAGAACCAAAAGGAUUGAGCAAACUGUUAGCUGGUAGGAGAAGGUUAGCUGGAAACCAUAGACUUCCUGGUAGAAAUUGAUAAAAAGAUCUCUCAAUUUAUAUUUACAAAUACUUUCAUUCAAAAAGGUAUUAAACAAAUCAUAUCAAAAAGGUAUCAAACAAAUCAUAAAAAUAUUUGGAUAAAAAUACUCAAAGUGAACUCAAAUUAUGAGUGAUUAACUAAUCAAUCAUUUACGUUGUGGAGACCAUGAAGUAUUUCAUUACUGAACGAGAACUUUUGGAAAACAGUUGAUUGAUAUUCAAAACUAUAAUUUUUUUUUUAGUAACUAGUUCUCUCUUUGUACAUAUAGAUAAGAGUAAUUAAGUUAAAUCAAUUUCAAAUUAUUCCACUAGUUAGAGACCAGUAUGCAAAUAUUUAUUAGGUACCUAUUUUAUUUUUUUUUUUUUGUAUCUCUGAUAUAAGCGAAUGUACACUCGAAAUUAUCCUUGUAUGUGUUUAUCCCAAAACUGCUUAUGUGUACUUUUUUAAUAAAAAGUCUAAUCAAU